AUGGUCGAGGCGAAGGAGCUCAAGGCUCAAUGGCAGACUCAAACCGAGCUGCCCGAGUAUACAUUGAAAGAUGUCACGGCACAUAACAGCAAGAGUGAUUGCUGGAUUGUCAUCCACGGACAAGUCUUCGAUAUCACCGAGUACCUGCAAGACCACCCGGGCGGCGCAGAGGCCCUCGUCGAAGUCGCAGGCAAAGAUGCCACUGCCGAAUAUGAAGACGUCGGCCACUCAGAGGAUGCGCACGAGAUCAUGCAGCCCUAUCUGGUCGGCACGCUGAAAGAUGCCCAGCAAUAUGUGCGCCCCAAGUCCGUCCGCGUCGUGUCUCAAAAGACCGAGGAGAAGAAGCUUUCAUCGUCUUCCUCGCUACGCACCCUCGCCGUCGCAGCUAGCGCCCUCACCCUCAUCCCAGCCUACUUCGUCUGCAGCAAGGGAAUCAACUUCCCUCGUCACCCCCACCAAAUCCACACCCUCCAUCUCCCGCGCGGUGGCUUCGUGAAUGGCUUCCUGGCAGCCAGCAUCAUUUGCGGCUCCAUCGGCGCAGUCGUCGCCAAACAGGCCAGCCGCUUCACCAAGAUCGAAUCCGGCUUCAUGCGCUACCCGCCACGUAUCAAGGCGAAGAAAGUCAUCCGCGACGACCCGCACUUGACUCGCGGCUUCCUGCAGCCACAGACCUACCAGCGUCUUCCACUCGUGGAGAAGACCGCCCUCUCACCAAACGUCUAUCGCUUCAUUUUCGCUUUGCCCGACUCAACCAGCGUCCUGGGUCUCCCCAUCGGCCAACACGUCGCCAUCAAGGCUGGAAUCAACGGUACAACCGUCACAAGAUCCUACACGCCCACCUCCAACAACCUCGACAAAGGCCGUCUUGAGCUCGUCGUGAAAUGCUAUCCGGACGGUCUACUUAGCGGCUACCUCGCCAACCUCUCUAUCGGCGACGAAGUCGACUUCCGCGGCCCUAAGGGCGCAAUGAAAUACACUGAGGGUCUUUGCCGCAGAAUCGGCAUGGUAGCCGGUGGAACGGGCAUUACGCCCAUGUACCAACUCAUCCGUGCAAUCUGCGAAAACGAGUCCGAUACCACGGAGAUUAGUUUGGUUUACGCCAACCGCUCCGAGAGCGAUAUCCUCCUUCGCGACGAGCUUGAGAACUUUGCGAGACGGUAUCCGAAGAACUUCAAGCUGUGGUAUAUGCUGGAUACGCCGCCCGAGAAUUGGAAGUAUGGCAGUGGGUAUGUGGAUCAGAAUGUCCUGCGCGAGCAGUUGCCGGGCCCGGCGUCUGAGACGAAGAUUUUGCUUUGUGGGCCGCCUGGCAUGGUCAGUGCCACUAAGAGAAAUUUGGAGGCGUUGGGUUUUACUAAGCCUGGUUCGGUGUCGAAGAUGAGCGAUGAGGUUUUUUGUUUCUAG
Penicillium argentinense is the source of this 1401-nucleotide messenger RNA. RefSeq names its product putative cytochrome b5 reductase. The record is from RefSeq and is a predicted model, not a curated record. The coding region runs from base 1 to 1401 and encodes 466 amino acids. Gene Ontology annotation, cellular component: endoplasmic reticulum. NCBI's taxonomy places the organism in Eukaryota, Fungi, Ascomycota, Eurotiomycetes, Eurotiales, Aspergillaceae. The transcript is spliced from 2 exons. Gene Ontology annotation, molecular function: heme binding; oxidoreductase activity.